Mastomys coucha (southern multimammate mouse) is the source of this 1623-nucleotide messenger RNA. RefSeq names its product ubiquitin-conjugating enzyme E2 E2. Gene Ontology annotation, cellular component: nucleus. Gene Ontology annotation, molecular function: ubiquitin conjugating enzyme activity. The record is from RefSeq and is a predicted model, not a curated record. The transcript has 5 exons. Lineage: Eukaryota; Metazoa; Chordata; Mammalia; Rodentia; Muridae. Gene Ontology annotation, biological process: protein polyubiquitination. The coding region runs from base 337 to 894 and encodes 185 amino acids.
UAGAAAUGUGGAGUUUGGAGUUGGCCAAGCUGGUCUCAGUCAUACUUUGGUCCAGUCUCUCCCUACUCUGCUCCCUUUCCUCCCUUUUGGAAUGUCAUUGGAUAUUCUGUGUCACUGUUUAUGGGCAAUCUGAUUUUUUAUUUUUAUUUUUCUUGGGGUUACAGUUAAAAGAUUGCCUUAAGUCUCAGAAGAGACAUUGAACUUUGUACUGUUAAACAGUGUUAAGACUGUUACAGACUAUGGGAACUUCUGAAGUUGGACUGAUGCAUUUUUGCAUUAUGACAUGGUCUGACAUGGUGUGAUAAGACCUCAUGGUGCUCUGUAGAGUGCCCCAGUAUGACAGGGUAUCAAGGCACUCUGUGGAGUGACCCAGAACGACUCAACAUCAUGGUGCUGGAUGAAGUGACCCAGGAUGACAAGGUGACAUGCAGAGUUGUCAGGCAAGAUCAUCACUGGAAAGGUUUUGUUAAAAACCAGGUCAUUAGGCAUUCGGUUCACAAGAGACUGUUGUGGAGUGCUGGACCCAAAGGAGACAACAUUUAUGAAUGGAGGUCAACUAUAUUGGGACCCCCAGGAUCUGUCUAUGAAGGAGGGGUGUUCUUUCUUGACAUUACCUUUUCACCAGAUUAUCCGUUUAAACCCCCUAAGGUCACCUUCCGAACGAGAAUCUACCACUGUAAUAUCAACAGCCAGGGCGUAAUCUGUCUGGACAUCCUCAAGGACAACUGGAGUCCAGCCCUGACCAUCUCUAAAGUCCUCCUGUCCAUCUGCUCACUACUUACAGACUGCAACCCUGCCGACCCCCUGGUGGGCAGUAUUGCCACACAGUACAUGACCAACAGAGCGGAGCACGACCGGAUGGCCAGACAGUGGACCAAGCGGUACGCCACCUAGGGGCCUGUGUGUGCCAGCUGUGUGCAAGCACAUUCACCAAGUGCAUCAAUAUAGCCCACCUGCCCCUCCAGACCUCUGUUCUGUUUCCUGUUUUUAUUAAAUUUUAAACUGUUUUGUGAUGGUAUGUCAUUUGUCCCUCUUCCUUCCUACCGCCACCUCCUCCCCUUCUCUCUGUCCCUCUUUCUCCCUUUUAUUCCAUUUUCGGUUUCUGUUAACUUGAAAGAUUUGGGAUUCCCCCACUGCAGUGUGGAUGGGAGCUUCUGUUUUAAGUACAAACCAUGUUGGAGCUAUACUAGAAAGACCUUUCAUACAGAGCUUUGUGUUACUGUGUGGUUUGGGUUUUUGUUGUUGUUGUUUGUUUUAUCUUUUUUUUUUUUCUUUUAUGUGCUCUUCGGGGAAAACACACAUUCAGAAGUAUAUCUCGUUUCUACUUAAAUGUAGUGCUUAGGGUUAAUUUUUUGUACUGAAGUCUUUAUUGGUGGGUGCAUGCUACUGGGAACAAGGUUUUGUACAAAAGGUCCAAUCAGAAUCACUGUGCAUUACUGAGACCCUGUCUAUCACGAGCCUUCUGUCCCCCACACAGAAGACUGUCAGAUUGAACAAAAUAAUAUGUAUUUUGAUUUACUUAAGUGCUUGUAAAUUUCUUAGGGACCUGCCACUUUUGACUGUGGAUCAGUUGAUGUAUACUUGUAUUAUUAAUGCCUCAAUAAAUCACUGUGGCGGAUCAAU